Leptopilina heterotoma is the source of this 1245-nucleotide messenger RNA. RefSeq lists its product as uncharacterized. NCBI's taxonomy places the organism in Eukaryota, Metazoa, Arthropoda, Insecta, Hymenoptera, Figitidae. Bases 35 to 778 code for a protein of 247 amino acids. The record is from RefSeq and is a predicted model, not a curated record. The transcript has 9 exons.
ACUACUUGAUGUAGUCAUUCAACCAUCCACCACAAUGACGCCAUCAGACGCUGAAAAAACACCACCUUCCGCUGGAAAAUUUCAAUCAUUUUCCGACACGAUAAAGAACUCGUGUAAUGAUAACUUUAGUGAAGCAAAUAAACAAAUAAUGUUGGAAACCCAAGAACAGGCAGUGGUAUUGUCUCCUUCUACAGAGAAACUGAGCACUUAUAAUGCAGAAAGUAUUGAAAUCGAUUUGAAUCUAAACACUGAUGUCAUUAUUGUACCAUUUAAUGAUGAAGUGCAGGAGCAUACGGAGAUAUUGAAAAAUAUUGAAGAAGUUGGAGAAUUAACUAGUCCAGUCACGAGUUUUAGACCCCAAAAUUUACAUCAUGAGUCAUCAACGACCUUUUCCGAAAUUUCGAAAGAAACAUGCAACAAAGAAAAUUUUGUGUCAGUCAAAACAGGAUAUAAGGAAAUGACACAAAGAUGCAAACUUCAUACAAAAAAAAUUUCAGAAUUGAAAAAGGAAGUAAAGGCACUACGUUUGUGUAAUUCACAAACAGAAGUAAUUAUUACUGAAAAAGAUAAGGAGAUUGCAAAACUUCGAGAAGAAGUAAAUAAACUUAGAAAUUUAAAUUACGCACACCAGGAUCUUGUAAUUGAUAGUGUACAAGAGUUCAGAGUAACGCUUCAAGAACGAAAUAGGCAAUUAAAUUUGAGUAACUCAACAUUGGAACCAUCAGUGGGAAGACGAACGGUAGAUGGAAAGAAAAUGCAUAUGGGAAGAGGAGUAUAAUUAUAUACCUCUUGAAGACUACUAUAAGGUUGCAAGUGAAGCAUCAUGUAACAUGAGUAACUUGCCCAAGUUGUUAUCGCUUAAGCUUUUUGGAAAAGAAGUACUUUUAAAAAGCACAAUUACAGGAAGACCAAGAAAUCGUUCAAAAAAUGCUACGAACGCAGACAAAUUGAAUGUAGCAACUUUACUUGCUAAACAAAAUACUUACUCUUACUGGCUGCAGGAAGCGAAAGGCUACGAACGGAAUGCUGCAGACAUGGAGGCGACAAAUACAAUGCCUUAUUUAUCUCAGUAUAUUGGAAACAUGAAGUACAAACAAAAUUCCAAAUCGAAACGUAGAAAAAUAGGCCGAUUAUUAGGCCAAGAAGACGUGCCGGUGUUUUCAAUUGGACAGGAUACAGAGAAUAUACAUUACAGGAGGUGGUGGUGGUGGUGGAGACAGACAGUAUGGAAGAGAUAGAGUGUCA